Molecule: messenger RNA, 456 nt
Organism: Spirometra erinaceieuropaei
Lineage: Eukaryota; Metazoa; Platyhelminthes; Cestoda; Diphyllobothriidea; Diphyllobothriidae
Source: the annotation of a GenBank genome assembly
AUGAUCGGUGGCGACGAUGGAGAAACCAAAUUCUACGAAGACUUGCAGGCCUUUCUGGCGAGUGAACCGAAAGCGGAAAAGCUGGUUGCCCUUGGUGACUUCAAUGUCCGGGUCGAAACAAAAUACGCAGCCUGGAUUGGAGUGCUGAGUCUCGACAGAAUCGGCAGCUGCAACGACAGCGGCCUCCUCCUGCGAACCUACGCGAAGUACCGUCUCCUCUGGACCAGCGUGUUUUUUUCGCCUGUCAGCGCGGAAGAAGACGAAGAUACGACCAUGAUCGCGGCACUGGAAGCUGCCAAAAUACGUUCUUGUCCGGAGGUGAGAUCGACAGGACGUGCUGGUGACCAGGGCAAACUGUUAGGCCGAUGGCUCGACCUACCACCUCUUCGUCAUCUCCAAGACGAGGUACCAUCUGAAAUCUUCCAGCAGGAAACAGGGGAAGAGAUUACCAAAUAA